UGGGACUGGUUCCUUCGCAGCCAUUUUCUGUCCAACCAAACAGCCGAUUUGUGGAGGGAGCCAACCAGGGCCGCACUGGAGGAUCUUGUCUUCAGUCUCUUCCUAUUGACUGUAACCACUGGGGUGGAAAGGCCGGAUCAUUUGCAGUCAUUCUCUGAGCAGAGAAGCAAGCACAGAUGGAUGGUGAUAAUUCUACAACAGAUGCUUCACAGCUGGGAAUUGCUGGAGAUUACAUUGGUGGUAGUCACUAUGUGAUCCAACCUCAUGAUGAUACUGAGGACAGCAUGAAUGAUCAUGAAGACACAAAUGGUUCCAAAGAGAGUUUUAGAGAACAAGAUAUAUACCUUCCUAUUGCAAAUGUGGCAAGGAUAAUGAAGAAUGCUAUACCUCAGACAGGAAAGAUUGCUAAAGAUGCAAAAGAAUGUGUGCAGGAGUGUGUCAGUGAAUUCAUCAGUUUUAUUACAUCAGAAGCAAGUGAGAGGUGUCAUCAAGAGAAACGGAAGACCAUAAAUGGAGAAGAUAUUCUCUUUGCUAUGUCUACUCUGGGGUUUGAUAGCUAUGUUGAACCUUUGAAGUUGUAUCUUCAGAAGUUUAGAGAGGCAAUGAAGGGAGAAAAAGGCAUUGGUGGAACAGUUACCACAGCAGACGGCCUUAGUGAGGAGCUCACAGAGGAAGCAUUUACUAACCAGUUGCCAGCAGGUUUGAUAACUACAGAUGGCCAACAACAAAAUGUCAUGGUUUAUACAACGUCCUAUCAACAGAUCCCUGGUGUUCAGCAAAUUCAGUUCUCAUGACUUGAAGAAGACUUUAGACACAUAAGAAAUAUGAACAAGGAAUGCUAAAAGAAAGAGAACUUGAAUUGGCUAGUGAAGAAAGAAAUGUCACUUUGUAUAUUCAAUAGUUGUAAUGUAGCUUCCUGAGGCUUGACUAAAUGAGAUGUGAACUCUGAUUCAAACCUUUUUUCAUGAGUGAUUUUAAAAGAAAUUGGAUUUUAAAGGUAUUAAAAUAUUUUUUUUGUUUUGUACAAGAGUUUGUUGCUCUGUAUAACUCCUAUAUGCAUUGUAUAUUGCAAUUUACUACUGUCAGAUUUGUAGACAGUUUCUUAUUUUCAUAUUGAAUCAUCUUACUUUUGUAAUUCAAGUAAACAGCUGGGUUUAAUUCAUGUUUACCCUUUGAAUAAAACAUAAGGGUACAGUUCAUUUUGAAUGCAAGUUGCCUUUAUUAUAAAAAUUGAGAUGAC
This is a messenger RNA of Protobothrops mucrosquamatus (brown spotted pit viper), 1240 nucleotides long. RefSeq names its product nuclear transcription factor Y subunit beta (gene NFYB). Gene Ontology annotation, molecular function: protein heterodimerization activity; RNA polymerase II cis-regulatory region sequence-specific DNA binding; DNA-binding transcription activator activity, RNA polymerase II-specific. Bases 177 to 794 code for a protein of 205 amino acids. Gene Ontology annotation, biological process: regulation of transcription by RNA polymerase II. The record is from RefSeq and is a predicted model, not a curated record. Lineage: Eukaryota; Metazoa; Chordata; Lepidosauria; Squamata; Viperidae. Gene Ontology annotation, cellular component: CCAAT-binding factor complex; nucleus. The transcript is spliced from 8 exons.